Drosophila guanche is the source of this 864-nucleotide messenger RNA. It is a transcript of the gene peo, whose product is annotated as protein crossbronx. The transcript is spliced from 4 exons. The record is from RefSeq and is a predicted model, not a curated record. NCBI's taxonomy places the organism in Eukaryota, Metazoa, Arthropoda, Insecta, Diptera, Drosophilidae. Bases 69 to 794 code for a protein of 241 amino acids.
CUACUGCGCUCUUGUUUAUUUUUAAUAGUUAAUAGUUUUUAAUAGUCUUAAAACAUAUUCGUAUCACGAUGACACUCGACUUGGAUGCAAUCAAAAAGGAAGAUAAGAUCCUGAUCAAUCAGGAGUACAAAAUCCUGGCUGAAUACAAAAUGAUUGAGUCGGAGAAGCUGGGUGGCAUAUAUACAAUACCCAGUUUAGCCAAUUCCUUGCAAUGGUUUGGUGUCUUCUUUGGACGCCAGGGCUUCUACGCAGAAAGCGUAUUUCGGUUCUCUCUGCUGCUGCCCGAACGUUUCCCGGAUGAUAAAAGUCUUCCAACUGUAAUUUUUCAGCAAAAUAUCCUGCAUCCCCAUGUGUGCCCGUACACCAACAGCCUGGACAUUAGUCAUGCCUUUCCAGAGUGGCGAUGUGGCGAAGAUCACCUCUGGCAGCUCUUCAAGUACAUGCAGGCGAUAUUUUCGGACCCCUUGGACAGCAUGCGAGGCAUUGAAAUUGACAAACUAAAGAAUCCCGAGGCCGCCGACCUGCUGCUAAACAACCGUGAGGAGUUUGCUGCCCGCGUCCUGGAGAACAUCAAGGAGAGCAAGGAGCACAUCUAUGACCCACAACCUACGGAGGAUCCGCAUUAUAUAGCAUUUGAAAAGUUUCAACCAGAUGUGCAUGGGCCGGUCUUGGAGCGAAUCAAAGCGGGCAGGUGUAACCAGACGGACUCCAGCCUUCAACAGGCGAAUGGCGGCGCUGCCACCGGCCUCUCUUGGGUGAAGGAGGGCGAAUUCAAGCCGUUGAGCAUUGAGUAAAGGUAAUCUGUACAUAUAGUAGUUCAAAUGUUGUCUCAAUUAUAUUCCAUUAAAGUUUAAUGUUACACUA